AUGGCACUUUUGAACGUUUUGGGAAUCACUGUCUUAAAACAGACGUUUACGAUCAGUUCCAUAAACAAGCACACACUAUCUGGCGGCCAGGUGUUAGUGAACCAAUGUCAAGUCCCAGACAAUUUCUCUGAAGUAAAACAAGCCUUAGAAACUGUACAAAAGAACUCACAAUACUUACAAAAUGACAGAGAAACUUACCUACAAGAUGUUAUGGAACUUAUCAAGGAAGAUACCAUUGUUAAAACCAUCCCACAAGUCGUUGUUACACCUGAAUACGAGUACCAACAACAACCGUCCAUAGACUAUGUCAAAAAGCCAUCUGUCACAAACUAUUCUGAACAGUAUGCCGAAAAAACCAUGCAACAUAAUGAUUUGAUGCAGUUGUUAGAGGAGAAUUAUGAUAUGUCACCACAAUCUAUAUCGAAUUCCAUAGACCAAUUCGGUCAUGAGCAAUUCACCGAUAUCUUUAAUUACGUCCAAAAAGAAUACAGCCAAACUUCAAACGAUGGUUUUGUUAACGCAGAAUAUACUUAUCCUACUCCACCGCGCUCCGAAACGGUACCCAGUCCCAUGUCAGCGUCUCCCGGAUCAUUUUAUCCAACAAACUCCGAAUACACACUGUCCCCGGAAAGAUCGCCGAUAUACAACUGCGAUUACGAAAAAUAUCAAGAGAUCCCCCAUUUUGAAGAAGAAAAAGAAGCCACAGAUAAAAAAGCGCGGGAACGCACCGCCUCUAUAUCGUCUAUGACAAUGAAACAGUUCAAGGAUAUGCAAAAGGAGAUCGUACAUAAUUUCUCCAAGAAGGAUUGUUGUGAAGUUACAAGGAAAUCGUGCAAAGAAUUGUUUAAAGAGCAUCUACAACGAAUCAACCCGGCUGCGAGGAAGAAUUUGUGCAUGAACUUCGCUAAAUUAGAUCUGACAGAAGCUUACAAUGUGUUAGAACCGAUCCUGAAGAAUUUGUCGAAGAGCUCUGAGAAAGAAGAUGUGGAGUACUGUCUGUUCACCAUGAUCUGCGAGAGGAUGCUGGCGCAGGACCCUGCUCUAUUCGUUGGAGAUGCAGGCCUAAGUAUCCUGAAGUCAGCAGCUCUCCGGUGUCCCAACAGGCCACUGCUCACCAGGUACCUGGUGGAAUGCAUUCGAAAAGCCAUCAAGGCCAAUCCCAACCUCGUUGCGAACAGGGAAUACAUUUUCCAUGAGGUGGACGCUUUAGGCGAUAACUUGGUGAUAGCUUGCGCCCGUGCGGGUGACAGUUGUGCUGACGUACUGAGCGAGCUGGUGAGACCGUACGACGGUCAGCCACCACUGUUCAGACUUAGGCACACCAACGCUGAUGGAUAUACAGCAUUGCAUGUGGCCUGCAGUCAGCACAGCGCGGCCAGUCCGCGCCUGCACACCGUACACGUCCUGCUCGUACACGGUGACUUUGAUAUUACUGAGGGGGAUCUGAAAGGUGGUGAUACAGCCCUACAUCUAGCUGUGAACUCAGUCCACUGUGAUCUACAACUCAUUCUGAUGAUUUUCAAAAACAUUGAUCGCAAGGAAUGGAAGAAUUUGGCUCACCAUCGCAAUCUCAGUGGUAAGACGCCCUUGGAUCUCACGCGCACGGCCGCGAAAAACAAAUCCCGAAUUGAGUAUCCACAAGAAGUCCUAGAUUUCCUCAAAAAAUGCCGUUAAAAGAGAAAUUAACAAAAAAUAAACGCUAAAGAACUAAAAAUUUAGUGUUUAAUGUUAAACUACA
Molecule: messenger RNA, 1738 nt
Organism: Spodoptera littoralis (African cotton leafworm)
Lineage: Eukaryota; Metazoa; Arthropoda; Insecta; Lepidoptera; Noctuidae
Source: the annotation of a GenBank genome assembly